GUGAAAAGGGCAGAUGAAGCAUGUUACUCCUGCAACGCCACCAACAUCAUCGGUACAGGGGACAAUAGCGAGAGUUUAUGGAUACAAGUACUUUGUAAGUGAUUGUUCAAUCUUCUAUAAUAUCAAAGAUUCUCUAAACCUUUUCAUCAAGUUGAGAAUUAUAAAAAUCAGUAUUUACACCCGACUGACUCAAUCAAUAAACAAGCACUAUUUAAGUUUUCAGAGCAGUUUGCCUUCAUGUUCAUGGUUGUAAUAUAAUGUGUUCAUAAUGAAUGAAUCUUGCUAAAAAUCAAGCACACAGCUGCUUCCUCUCUACAGAUCCUCCCACCAACGUCAUGCUGACUAUGGAUACCGAGGUCAGGUCAGGUGAGUUCAUAACCAUCAGCUGCACCGUUGAAAGUUUCCCGCCGUCAAGUCUCACCUUGACAAGGACUUCCACAUCGAGCGCUCGGUCUUCAGAGUGGCAUAUGACUAAGUCAGCUAAUGAUGGGCACAAGAACAUUUUUUCCCACGGAUUUAACGUAACUUCAGCCCACGCAGGCUUUUACACCUGCUACGCCAACAACAGCAUAGGAGAACAGAGAAGCACACAGAGGAAGUUGGUGGUGAAAUAUAUUCCUCAAAAUGUGACCAUAAAAGCUCAACCGGGCCUUGAAGUAAUUGAAAAUCAAACGUUGACGCUGGACUGCAGUGCCCACUCCCAGCCACCAGUGACGUCUGUCACCUGGAUGAAGGUGAUUGAUGGGAAAGAUGUCGUUGUGAAAAGGAUUCAAUCUUUCACUCUAAAGUCUGUCACUCCAUCUGACAGUGGAUCCUAUAGCUGUACAGCCACUAAUGAACUUGGAUCUGGAAAAUCACAGCCAGUCUAUGUUCAUGUCAAAUAUGCUCCAAAACACACAACGGUCACAAGAGGAGCAGUGCAGCAGCUGGAGGACGGGAUGCAUGCUGUGACGUUGAGCUGCAGCAGUCUCUCUUAUCCCAAAGCUGAACGAUAUGUAUGGUACAUGGAGAAGGAUGAUUACCCGGGAUAUAUCAAAGUUUCAUACCAUCAGAACUACACAGUGAACUCAGACAAACCGGGAGUCUACUACUGCACUGCAGAAAAUGAAAUAGAUAAAAGAAUGUCCGAUCCAGUCGAGCUGUUUCUCAACAGACGCUUGACAAAGAUUUUGAUCUUCGUGUUAUUUUUUAUUCUUAUAAUUAUCGCACUUGUCUUCAUUAUCAGAAGCAGGAGGAAGCAAUCAAUUCAACAAGGAACCUCUAACAGACGGUCUGGAUGGACCCGUUUCAGUUUUUUGGCCUGGUGGAAUGACAACAUAAGGAGGAAUCUGACGAGCGAGCCAAAGACCCAACCAUGCCAGCCUCCUCCAGACAGAACAGCUGCAUCCAACAUCAACACUGUUUACUGCACCUUGAAUUUGCCCGCAAAACAGGGUUCCUCAACACAAAAUCCAAACCGAACACAAGGUGGACACAUGAACCAUGAUGCCCUCAACAACACUGCUUUACACUUUGGAAAUAAGAAAAAGCAGUCAGAAACGGGAAAUGACACAUAUGCUGUGGUAUCCAAGCCAAAGCUACCCAAAAAGAAUAAACAAGAAACGCUGGAGGUCUAUGAGAACUUGGGUAAAGCACGAGCAGCCAAAUCUCCAAAUCCACUAAACUAUGACACAGACACCAGCGAGGAUGAAGCAGAGCUCAACUACACACAGGUGACGUUUAACGCAAAGCAUGGACAUCAGAGAGCCAACACAGACACCAGUGAGGAUGAAGCAGAGCUCAACUAUACACAGGUGAUCUUUAACGCAAAGCAGGGACAUCAAAGAGCCAACACAGACACCAGCAGCUCUGACGAGGAAUAUGUUACUCAAUACUCAGAAGUCAAAAUCUGAGUAAAGACACAUAAUAAAUCCAUCAAUGUAUAUAU
This is a messenger RNA of Scomber scombrus (Atlantic mackerel), 1927 nucleotides long. Its product is annotated as B-cell receptor CD22-like. The transcript has 10 exons. NCBI's taxonomy places the organism in Eukaryota, Metazoa, Chordata, Actinopteri, Scombriformes, Scombridae. The record is from RefSeq and is a predicted model, not a curated record. The coding region runs from base 273 to 1892 and encodes 539 amino acids.